This is a messenger RNA of Oreochromis aureus, 6384 nucleotides long. RefSeq names its product NLR family CARD domain-containing protein 3-like. Gene Ontology annotation, molecular function: protein binding. Lineage: Eukaryota; Metazoa; Chordata; Actinopteri; Cichliformes; Cichlidae. The record is from RefSeq and is a predicted model, not a curated record. The coding region runs from base 1972 to 5316 and encodes 1114 amino acids. The transcript has 10 exons.
ACCACCGGUAGAGCAGCUGGAUUUCUUCACCGUUUGCUCGGGACUGUAAGUUUUCCCUUAUUUCAAACGGUAUGCUCGCUGUCAGAGAAGUAUCUGCUUUCACUCUGCUUCAUAUAGAAUCAGCAGAAAGCCGCCGCUCGGCUCUUCCGGUGACUCUGUAACUUCAGUCGGGGCGGAGCAUUUCCAGCUGGUUUCCGUUAUAUGAGGCAACACAGCCGCUGAAACCUGACAUUUCCCCCCAAAUAACUCCAAAUAUAAACGCAGUCGUCCGCUGUUUUUAAAUACAACAACCUCAGUCACCCCAACCACUCACAACUUUAAAAGACAGCUUACAUCUGUCGGUAAAUAAUAAAAUUUGCUUCUGUUUACUUUCUGUGUCCCGUCGGGAUGUUAAUCCUUACAUACUUUUCAGGUCAAGUUUGAGAGCAGCUUCAUUGUGUGUUAAAUUCCUGCGUGUCUUAUGUUGGCCGUGUGAGAAGUUAUGUUUAUAACACUUUCACUUUAUGGAGGAUGUUGUUAAUGUUAAUGUUAAUUACAGAAUUACAAAAUCAUGCGUGUUGUUAUGAUACUUGUAGUGAUAGGAGUGUUGCCAGUGCGUAAUGGGCUCAAAGCUGUGGGCGCAGCGGCAAAACGCAUCCACGCUGGCCUUUGAGACGCUGCUCUCGACAGAAUGCUGGUUAUUACUUCGGUGGACCCCAGAAGUGCUCUAUACAGGAGGGCACAAGUUAAAGUGUGAUGUUUAAUGAUGUUUUUAAUUACAGUAGGAUGGCGUCAUUGUGACGUGGUAGGGCGUCAUAUUGAAAAAAAAAUAGUGUGUUUUACAGCCCUCUCAAUGGCCUUUCAUAUGGUAUAUUACUCAGUGUGUUUUAAAAAAAAUUUCAAGGUAACCUUUGACCUCGAACUUUGACAAAGUGAACUUUGACCUAACAGUGACGGUAAAGGUCAAAGGGUCAUUCCUUAUUUUCACAUACAUUUUUCAUUUAAAUUAUUGUGCCUGUCAUGUUUUCAUGUCUUAGGUGAAACAGGGCAUGAUAUUAUGGGAUAGUAGAUGUUUUUUCCUUCUAAACAAAGUGUUGUACAGUCUCCCUUCUUUCUUCUUGUAAUAAUGUCAGACAUGCUAUUUAUACAUUCAAAUCUAUAGCUCAAGAUUUGUUGCAGACAUGAUGUGGGAAACCUUGCCUGGGUCGAAAUUAACCUGGAUUACACUGUGAAGGUAUGAAAUAGGAACAAAAUGUAAAGGUUAGAGGAAAUGAUUAAUUAAUGGGUCCACUCUGUGUUUACCACAUGCCCAUUAAUAACAGUAGUGACCAGGUUCACCAGUUUCAGCAGCUGGAAGUUGUAAAUUAAGAAAUAGUCUGUAAUGCUCAUGAAAGCAGAUUGUUACUGGUGGAAAGAUUAUCCUAAACACCACCUUUGGAAGGAAACAUGACUUGCAGUUUGCAAAUUUUUGUUGUUUUUAAUCAGUGUCUUACUCUGUAUGAGCUGUAACAUCUGUCUUUUUUAAACACUUUUCUUUCUUCACCAAUCAGCUGAAGUGUUUGAAAAUAUUUGCUGGAUUGACUGAAUUUUCCAGUCAAAGUGAUCCACUGGUCCAGUUUAAAUUCGACCUGAAAACUGUCACACUCCAGGACGGGUGUCUAUAUGUGUACUGGUUUCUUAAUGUAGGGUGGGGUAUCUCUUUUUGGAGUUUCCUCCUUAUCAGUCAAAAACAGGUGAUGCAUGUUCAGAGAUUUUGGUCAAUGAGUAGCAUGUGUGCUGACUCACUGUUGGAGGGAUUUAUAAGCCACUGACCCUAAAGGCCGGUCAGUUUAGAACAGCAGACCCUUCAUUCAAACACAGUGUGUAGGGUCAGAUUAGAACUAGAUACUCGUGUCAGUGAAUGCAUUCUGUAUGUUCUGGGAUGAUUUGUGUUUCCUCUCCAGGUAAAGGUAGAAAGUGUGUGUGAGCUGAUGUGGAUGUGAAUUCAGCAGCAUGGACCAGUGUGAGGACAGAGAGGAGGGAGUCCCUCCCUCUAAAAGAGCCAGAGAGAGCCAGAGCAAAGCUCAGAGGAACCAACCUGGAACUGAACCCAGCUGUGUGUCCUUACAGAGUGAUGCCUCAGUUGAACGCCACAUUGAAUUUAAACAACAACCCUCUGCUGCAGGGAGAAAUACAGUUAGGACUACAGCUGGAUCUGACCCCAGUCCUGAACCUAGCAAUGUGUCCUUGAAGAGCACCGCCUCGGCUGAACGGGUCAUUGAAUUUAAAGGACAGCCCUGUACUGCGGAGAGUAUCACCAGGUCAGAUGUUCCCACUGGUCCGACUGUCUCGCAGGAUAAAACACACCUGGACUCCAUAUUUAUGCUGUUGGAGGAGAACCUCAAUGCUUUUGUGAAGAAUGAACUGAGAAAGAUCCAGAAGGUUCUGAGUCCAGAUUACAUAAAGAGUCAGGCAGAGGAGGUGUUGCAGGGUGACCAUGAGAUGGAGAGGAAGAGCAGCAGUGAGGCAUUUCUUAGGAUCACAGCGAACUUCCUGAGAAUAAUGAAGCAGGAGGUGCUGGCUCAACGUCUGGAGAAUAGAUUCCCCAUCAUGUGUCAGAAUAAACUUAAAUCUAACCUGAAGAAGAAGUUCCAGUGUGUGUUUGAGGGAAUUGCUAAAGAAGGAAACCCAACCUUUCUGAAUCAGAUCUACACAGAGCUCUACAUCACAGAGGGAGAGACUACAGAGGUCAACCAAGAACAUGAGAUUAGACAGAUUGAAACAGCAUCCAGGAAAUCAGACAGACCAGAAACAACAAUUAGACAAGAAGACAUCUUUAAAACUUCACUUGGAAUAGAUAAGCCAAUCAGAACAGUCCUGACAAAGGGAGUGGCUGGCAUUGGAAAAACAUUCUUAACGCGGAAGUACACACUAGAUUGGGCCGCUGAAAAAGCCAACCAGGACAUCCAAUUCAUGUUUCCAUUCACUUUCAGAGAGCUGAAUUUGUUGAAAGAGAAAAAGUUCAGCCUGGUGGAACUUGUUCAUCACUUCUUUACUGAAACCAAAGAAUCAGGAAUCUGCAGCUUUGAAGACUUCCAGGUUCUGUUUAUCUUUGAUGGUCUGGAUGAGUGUCGACUUCAUCUGGACUUCCACUACACAGAGACCCUGACUGAUGUUACAGAGCCCACUGCAGUGGGUGUGCUGCUCACAAACCUCAUCAGGGGUAAGCUGGUUCCAUCUGCUCGAAUCUGGAUAACCACACGACCUGCAGCAGCCAAUCAGAUCCAUCCUGAGUGUGUUGACAUGGUGACAGAGGUUAGAGGGUUCACUGAACAACAGAAGGAGGAGUACUUCAAGAAGAGAUUCAGAGAAGAGCAGGCCAGCAAAAUCAUCUCCCAUAUCAAGACAUCACGAAGCCUCCACAUCAUGUGCCACAUCCCAGUCUUCUGCUGGAUCACUGCUACAGUUCUGGAGGAUGUGCUGAAAACCAAAAAGAGGAGAGAGUUGCCUAAGAACUUGACUGAGAUGUACAUCCACUUCCUGGUGGUUCAGGCCAAAGUGAAAAAGGUCAAGUAUGAUGGAGGAGCUGAGACAGAUCCACACUGGAGUCCAGAGAGCAGGAAGAUGAUUGAGUCUCUGGGAAAACUGGCUUUUGAGCAGCUGCAGAAAGGAAACCUGAUCUUCUAUGAAUCAGACCUGACAGAGUGUGGCAUCGAUAUCAGAGCAGCCUCAGUGUACUCAGGAGUGUUCACACAGAUCUUUAGAGAGGAGAGAGGACUGUACCAGGACAAGGUGUUCUGCUUUGUCCAUCUGAGUGUUCAGGAGUUUCUGGCUGCUCUUCAUGUUCAUCUGACCUUUAUAAAGUCUGCUAUCAAUCUGCUGGAAGAACAAGAAAUCUCCCAGAUGUGUGAAACAAGAGAAUUUGCAGAGACACAAUUCUUUGUGAGUGCUGUGGACAAGACUUUAAAGAGUCCAAAUGGACACCUGGACUUGUUACUCCGUUUCCUUCUUGGUCUCUCACUGAAGGAAAAUCAGACUCUCCUACGAGGUCUUUUGACACAGAUAGGAUGUAGCUCACAGACCAAACAGGAAAAUAUCCGGUACAUCAAAGAGAAGAUCAGUCAGAAUCUGUCUGCAGAAAAAAGCAUCAACCUGUUCCACUGUCUGAAUGAACUGAAUGAUCAUUCUCUAGUGGAGGAGAUCCAACAGGCCCUGAGUUCAGGAAGUCUCUCUACAGAUAAACUGUCUCCUGCUCAGUGGUCAGCUCUCGUCUUCAUCUUACUGUCAUCAGAAGAAGAUCUGAAUGUGUUUGACCUGAAGAAAUACUCUGCUUCAGAGGAGGCUCUUUUGAGGCUGCUGCCAGUGACCAAAGCCUCCUGCAAAGCUCUACUGAAUAUCUGUAACCUGUCAGUGAGAAGCUGUGAAGGUCUGUCCUCAGUUCUCAGCUCCCUGUCCUCUAAUCUCAAAGAACUUAACCUGAGUAACAACAACCUGCAGGAUUCAGGAGUGAAGCUGCUGGCUUCUGGACUGAAGAGUUCCCAUUGUAUACUGGAAAGUCUCAGUCUAUCGGGCUGUCUGAUCGCAAAAGAAGGCUCUGAUUCUCUGGCCUCAGCUCUAACGUCCAACCCCUCCCAUCUGAGAGAGCUCGACCUGAGCUACAAUCAUCUGGGAGAGUCAGCAGUGAAGCUCUUGUCUUCUGGACUGGAGAAUCCAGACUGGAGUCUGGACACUCUCAGGGUGGAGCCUUCAGGAGAACAAUGGUUGAGACCAGGUCUGAGGAAGUAUUCCUGUCAACUCACAAUCGACACAAACACAGUACACAAGAACCUUAAGCUGUCUGACAACAACAGGAAGGUGACAUAUGUUAAGGAGGAGCAGCCAUAUCCUGAUCAUCCAGACAGAUUUGAUGAAUGGUGCCCCCAGGUGCUGUGUAGAGAAGGUCUGACUGGUCGCUGUUACUGGGAGGUCGAGAAAAAUGGACAGGUUCACAUAUCAGUAAGUUACGGAAGAAUCCCAAGAAAAGGGCACAGAGAUGAAAGAAAUGACAUUGAAUUUGGAUUUAAUGAUCAGUCCUGGUGUCUCAGCUUCUCUAAACGAGGUUGCUCUGCUUGGCACAACAAUAGAGAAACGUUCAUCUGCUCUUCCUAUUCUUGGUCUGGCAGAGUAGGAGUGUAUGUGGACUGUCCUGCUGGCGCUCUGUCCUUCUACAGAGUCUCCUCUGAUGACACUCUGAUCCACCUCCACACCUUCAACACCACAUUCACUGAACCUCUUUAUGCUGGAUUUGGGUUUGUGUUCAGAACAACAUCAGGGUUUUCGAUCUCUCUUGAUUCUUCAGCUUCUCUGUGUUCAGUUUAGUGUAAAUAGCGUCUUGUCUCAUUAUUUCUCUCUUUACCGUCCAAACUUUGAUGUCACCAUGUCUUUUGAUGAAUGAAUGAAGUUAUAAGUGUAAUCAAAUACGAAAUAUAAUUUUAUGGUCUUCAACUUUAAAGAAACCUUUCUAUACUGUCCCAUACUGUCUGGGUAAAAUUUGACCCUUUUUUUUUUUUUUUACAAUAGAGUUCAUUACCCUUAGUACCAUUCGUUUUAGCUUUUGAAUUUUUUAAUUAGAUUUUUGCCAAAGUGGUACCACAAUUAAAAUAUUUCAGAACUUAGUGUAUGUUGCUACAGAUGUUUGUACACUGAGCAUGUUCCAGGACAGAUUUGAUUAUGCAUUGAAUGAGCAGCAGAUGUUAGCACUUCCAGACGAGCUGUUGAACAGAGAUGAACUUCAUCACAUCUUCACUAAUGUCAUGUAACUGUGUGUUGUGAUGUUACGUAUGACAUUAAAGCCCUGUCAUGUGACCGAAGACAAAGGAAGCCCUGUUUCUCUGAAACGAUUCAACUGCCUCAUUAUGUGAUUCAAGCUGUUGAAAAGAUGCAGGAAUUAUAGGAAGUGUUUUCCAUGAUCUGGAUCUGAGGAUUGUCACGUCACAAGCAGAGGUUGUGAGGACAUUAUGGACCCACCCAAAAAAAACAAAACGUUUGGGAGCAUUUGACAUAAUUUUACAUAAUAUCUCACAACUUACAUUUUCUCAAAUCAAUCUCACAGAGUAUUGUUUUAUGUAUAUAUCUAUAUCUAUAUAUAUAUACAUAUAUAUUCAUCACAGGGUUACUGUGGAUGAACUUUGAUUAAUCAUCAUUAAAUAUAAUUCAUCUUUAUUCUAUAUUAAUCGCAUUUCAUUUUGCGUGAGCAAACAGACUCGAGAAAAAAGGAAAAUAUACGAACUUAACAUGUUUAUUGAAAAUCUUGAACAUUUAUGUUAACAAAAAAACUCUGUGGCAAGAUCUGAAAACCGCUGUUCACAAAUGCUGUCCAUCUAAUCUGACUGAGCUGGAGCUGUUUUGCAAAGAAGAAUGGGCAAAGAUUUCAGUCUGUAGAUGUGC